UCUCUCCUUCUCCAAGAUGGCGGCGGUCGGCGGCGCGGAGGCGGGAUCCGGGCGAGCCGAGUGAAGGCCUGGUCCUGUAGACGGGAAGAAGCCUGGACACAGUGACACAUUCUCAAAGGCCCUGCAGGACCGCCAUGGCUUAUGAUGACUCCGUGAAGAAAGAAGAUUGUUUUGAUGGUGAUCACAGCUUUGAGGACAUAGGACUAGCAGCUGGCCGAAGUCAACGAGAAAAGAAACGUUCUUACAAAGAUUUUUUAAGGGAAGAGGAAGAAAUUGCUGCUCAGGUCAGGAAUUCUUCCAAGAAGAAGUUAAAGGAUAGUGAACUUUACUUCUUGGGGACGGACACACACAAGAAGAAGAGGAAGCACUCCUCUGAUGAUUACUACUAUGGAGGACAGUGGUUCUUGUUCUGAGUGCCGAUAAACCAGUGUGAAGGAGGAGAGAGGUGGAGGGCUGGUAUUUUGGAGGAUUCAGCAUAGAAGAACAGUCUUCAUUUGUGAUACACCAGAUAUUUCGUCUUUGGAAUCGUCACAGAAGAAAAAGAAGAAAUCCAGCCCACAGUCUGCUGAUACAGCUAUGGACCUGUUGAAAGCUAUCACUUCCCCACUGGCAGCAAGCUCCAAGCCCUCCAGAAAGCCAGGGGAGAAAUCCUCUAGUUCUUCAAGCCAUUCAGAGAGUAAAAAGGAACACCACAGGAAGAAAGUAAGUGGAAGCAGUGGGGAACUGUCCCUGGAGGAUGGUGGUUCCCACAAAUCCAAAAAAAUGAAACCGCUCUAUGUGAACACUGAGACACUGACCCUCCGUGAGCCUGACGGUUUGAAGAUGAAACUGAUUCUCUCACCAAAGGAGAAGGGAAGCAGCUCGGUUGAUGAGGAGUCUUUUCAGUACCCCUGUCAGCAAGCGACUGUGAAAAAAUCCUCUAGGAAGUCGGCUCGGGAUGAGCAAGGUGCUUUACUCCUAGGACACGAGUUACAGAGCUUUCUGAAAACAGCCCGGAGGAAGCACAAAUCAUCCUCAGACCCACAUUCGUCUCCUGGCCCCGAAGGCUGUGGAUCUGAUGCCUCUCAGUUCCCAGAACCCCACAGUGCUAACCUGGAUCUUUCAGGGCUUGAACCUAUCCUAGUAGAAUCAGACUCAUCCUCUGGUGGGGAGCUAGAGGCUGGUGAGUUAGUGAUAGAUGAUUCUUAUCGGGAAAUCAAGAAGAAAAAGAAGUCAAAAAAGAGCAAAAAGAAGAAGGACAAGGAGAAGCAUAAAGAGAAACGCCACUCCAAGUCCAAGAGAAGUUUAGGGCUUUCUGCUGCCACGAUGGGAGAGGGCACAGUGACGCCCGGCCCCCCUCCCAGCAUCCCCUGCUCUGGAGCAGCUGCCCCUCCCCCACCACUUCCUGGCCUCCACACGGACGGGCAUAGUGAGAAAAAAAAGAAAAAAGAGGAGAAGGACAGAGAUAGAGAAAGGGGAGAAAAGCCAAAAAAGAAGAAUAUGUCGGCCUACCAGGUGUUCUGUAAAGAGUAUCGUGUCACCAUUGUGGCUGACCAUCCAGGUAUAGAUUUUGGGGAACUUAGUAAAAAACUGGCAGAGGUGUGGAAGCAGUUGCCAGAAAAGGACAAACUGAUUUGGAAGCAAAAAGCUCAGUAUCUGCAACACAAACAGAACAAAGCAGAAGCUACAACUGUGAAAAGAAAAACGUCCAGCUCAGAAGGUUCCAUGAAAGUAAAAGCUUCUUCUGCAGUAUUGUCACCCCAAAAGAAAUCCCCGCCCACCACCAUGCUGUUACCUGCCUCACCGGCCAAAGCCCCUGAGACAGAGCCCAUCGAUGUUGCUGCUCAUCUGCAGCUGUUGGGAGAGUCCCUCAGCCUCAUCGGACACCGCCUGCAGGAAACUGAGGGUAUGGUGGCCGUGUCGGGCAGCCUGUCAGUGCUCCUGGACUCCAUCAUCUGUGCGCUGGGCCCCUUGGCGUGUCUCACCACACAACUACCUGAGCUGAAUGGCUGUCCCAAACAGGUCUUGUCAAACACUCUAGACAACAUUGCUUACAUCAUGCCUGGACUGUGACAGCAGAGAAUCCUGGGACAGAAACCUUCUCUUACCCCAUUGCUGGUUUAUGUAGAUAGGACUGUUCUGGAAUCCUUCACUGGCUUCCGGGUGUAGGUUUUAAAUUUUUAUAUACAUACAUAUAUAUAUAUAUACACACACACAUAUAUAUAAUGUACAAUGUAUACAUAGGACUGUAACUACUUUGCUUUUAAUGAUUUUAUGAAAUGGCAAAGGAUUAGCCGAGAGGAAACCUUGGCAGGAAUAGGGGCUUGGGAUUCUUUUUCCUCCUGUGGUGGAUAAAUCUGCCUUAAAAAAUCAAUGUAACUUGGGGGCUGGGGGCUUGUACUUGGUGCCAAGUGCAUCUCUUUAUAGACAGCUAAAAUGGGAUUUUUUUCCAAACUCAGUUGUACCUCCAGACCCAUCACUGACCAUUUGCCUUACCUGUCUUACAGUCUGAAGUGUAAUAGGAAAGAUUAUGGGAAGAUGCCAGUUGACUGAAAGUGCAAAGCCUUUCAACUUGCACGUGACUCAGGUGGGCGGUAAUAAAACCGUUCUCAUCUUAAAGUGAUUGCUAUGACUUAGGUGAACUUAGUAUAGGGUUCAUUCCAAUUCCUGCUAUACAGGUGUCCAUGUCUCAAAAAUUAUUGUAAUCAUUGGUACUAUUGGCAGCCUCAGGAGGGGCCAAGGAGUUUUGUGAGCCUUGGCAACAUAAAACGCCUUGGAGAGGGUAAAGCUGUCAGUGCCACCAGUUGAACGGGGUAUAUUGUAAGCUGACCCAGAAUCUCUGGUCUGCAGAACGAAGAGCUGGUAUCUUCCAUUGACAGCACUUAGCCACCAAGUCUUCACAGGUUCCGCUGCUAGUUGCUUGGUGGUUGUGGAAGAUGAACUUGGCCCGGAGGGAUUUUUGGGUUCAUCUUAUUGGCUCCCCUGGUGGGCAGAUACACCGUGUUCUGCAUUCCACACACGAGUGAAUUGCAAAAAAAGUACUCGCUUCUCAUGUGGGUUUAUUUAUGUGCGUGUGUGAAUGUGUGUUUUAAUUAUGUGUAUUUAACUCUUUUAAAAAAUCUUAGAUUUUAAUUUAUCCUGUAAAUUUCUGUACAUAUAAUUUAAUAACAAAAGCCUCCACCAGCAACAGCAUGUGGAAGACCCAGACCUGUUAUUUCUCCCCUCACUUCCUUCCUCUGAAAACUCCCAUCUACAUUUUAAGGUAUCAUGCCUCAACAAGAAAUCAUUAUGUCAGGAUUCUAAUUCUUUAUAAUUCAAUAAUGUCAAGAAAGUAAAAUAAAAAGGAAUGUUUCCGUUCCCAGUUGCCCUUACUUCCAAAGAACCAGACUUUUGCUUCCUAGUUCCAAAGACAGUUGAGCGCUUCGGGGUUGUUUUUAAGUGUGGUGUGAGAUUCCCUGCCAAAAACCAGCUCUGAGGUAACUGCUUUCUUCCCCAGGCCUAGAUGGAGCGCCACAGCAUCCAAGCAGAUCACUAAGGAUGGUGCAGCCAGCCUGCAUCCUAUUUAAUUCCUUCCCUUCUCCCCGCCACUGUUACCGGGCUGUUUUGUAAGGGUACUCUUGCUGCUGAAUGCCUUUCUCAGCUCAGAGCAGUUUUGAGUUUUAAUUGGGGAGACAAGAAUGUUUGGGAACCAAAAUCAAGAAGAACAGAAAUCUUGUUUUGAUUUCGUGUUAGAAUUUGUACCGCACCUCAUGUGUACCCCUGGAAGUUUCCUGUUGGACACAGGGUAUGAAGGAGGGCCCUUGGAGACAUGGGUUAAUACCGAAAGAAGUCAUUCCUACCAUUGUCAUUGGUACACAGUAAUGGAAUCCUGAUGAGGACCUGUUUUUUGUUUUCCUUUAAAAUCCAAUCCUAUUGUAUUUGUAUUUAAAAUUUGUACACAUUUGUAUAAUAAUCUGUAUCUUGUGGUAUUUGGUACUAUUAGAGGAAAAACUUUGGAUUCAGACCUUACAGUUUUUAUAUCAUUGUUUUAUUUUGUUUUUUAAAUAAAUUCUAGCGGUUUGAUCCAAAUUCCAUUACAGUUGUAUAAAGAAAUAAAAUUUUGUACUUAUAUUAUUAAAAAUCACAUUUUUAAUAUUUGUAGUCCAGUCUCAGCUAUCUUUUCCCUGCUGCAACCGAAGUUGCUCCAAAAUUACAAAGCCUGCUUCUCACACUAUACCCUACCAUAAUGUUUCUAAAAAGAAAAAUCCAUCUGGAAUAGAGGUCAAGCUCUGAUAUUAGCCAUUUUCCUGGCAUACAUCUUGCUCUGUUUCUAUUUGACAUUGUGGAGUCUCUCAUGUUCUCUCUUUCGCGGAUUGCAAGCCCAGUGACUCUGAUAAGUGUAGCUCUGUUCACUGGCAGAUAACAUUGUAUGUAUAUUACAGCGUUUGCCUAACUCAAAAAAAUAUCAAUCUGUAAGGUUCACAUCUGAAUCAUGUGCUUAAUAUGAUAUAUUUCAUGCUGUUGCAGCACUGUCCUGACUUGUUGAUAUUGGAUAAGUCACUUAAUCUUUAUAGGUGUCCUAAGUCACAUCUGUAAAAUAGUGUUAAUGUCACUUCCUUGUCUCCAAGCCAGCAGCCAGCCAGCCUGACAUGAAUGUUCAGUACUAUUGUGAACAUUUAACAUAAUGGAAAUUUGACCUUUUUCAAGGUAAAAAUUUCAGUGCAGACACAAGGUGUUAAUGGUCAUAAAGUGAAAUAUUAGGAUUGAAAGGCUAAUUUAUAGAGAGGCAGCAAGAAAGAGACCUCCAUAUUGCUGAAUGCUGUUAUAGAGAAUGACUUGCAUAUUUUCUCCCUCUUAAUCCUCCCAAAAGCCUUAUGAGUAUUAUCCCCCUUUACAAAUGACAGAUGCAGAAAAGGAAUUUUCCCUAAGGUUAUACAGCUAGUAGUAGAUGGUAAAGCCAGAAUAAGCACACUGGUAAAACUGACCCCAAAGCCUAGGCUGUCUUCUACACAAAGCCACUUUCAGAGUUAAGUCAUGUAUGUAAUCCAUUAGAAGCCUCCAUUAUCUACAGUACUGAGUGAUGGUAGGAAAACUAUCUGAGGGGCCGGCCGAGUGGCACGUUGGUUAAGAGUUG
Molecule: messenger RNA, 5092 nt
Organism: Hipposideros armiger (great roundleaf bat)
Lineage: Eukaryota; Metazoa; Chordata; Mammalia; Chiroptera; Hipposideridae
Gene: HMGXB4
Product: HMG-box containing 4
Exons: 12
Coding region: 577-2052 (491 amino acids)
Source: RefSeq, a predicted model, not a curated record